Drosophila ficusphila is the source of this 5662-nucleotide messenger RNA. RefSeq names its product potassium voltage-gated channel protein Shaker (gene shaker). Gene Ontology annotation, molecular function: protein binding; delayed rectifier potassium channel activity. NCBI's taxonomy places the organism in Eukaryota, Metazoa, Arthropoda, Insecta, Diptera, Drosophilidae. Gene Ontology annotation, cellular component: membrane; voltage-gated potassium channel complex. Gene Ontology annotation, biological process: protein homooligomerization; potassium ion transmembrane transport. The record is from RefSeq and is a predicted model, not a curated record.
AUGGCCGCCGUCGCCGGCCUCUACGGCCUGGGCGAGGACCGCCAGCACCGCAAGAAGCAGCAGCAGCAGCAGCAGCACCAGAAGGAGCAGCUCGAGCAGAAGGAGGAGCAGAAGAAGAUCGCCGAGCGGAAGCUGCAGCUCCGCGAGCAGCAGCUCCAGCGCACCUCCCUCGAUGGUUAUGGGUCUUUGCCCAAAUUGAGCAGUCAAGACGAAGAAGGGGCUGGUCAUGGCUUUGGUGGCGGACCGCAACACUUUGAACCCAUUCCUCACGAUCAUGAUUUCUGCGAAAGAGUCGUUAUAAAUGUAAGCGGAUUAAGGUUUGAGACACAACUACGAACGCUAAAUCAAUUCCCGGACACGCUGCUUGGGGAUCCAGCUCGGAGAUUACGGUACUUUGACCCGCUUAGAAAUGAAUAUUUUUUUGACCGUAGUCGACCGAGCUUCGAUGCGAUUUUAUACUAUUAUCAGAGUGGUGGCCGACUACGGAGACCGGUCAAUGUCCCUUUAGACGUAUUUAGUGAAGAAAUAAAAUUUUAUGAAUUAGGUGAUCAAGCAAUUAAUAAAUUCAGAGAGGAUGAAGGCUUUAUUAAAGAGGAAGAAAGACCAUUACCGGAUAAUGAGAAGCAAAGAAAAGUCUGGCUGCUCUUCGAGUACCCAGAAAGUUCGCAAGCCGCCAGAGUUGUAGCCAUAAUUAGUGUAUUUGUUAUAUUGCUAUCAAUUGUUAUAUUUUGUCUAGAAACAUUACCCGAAUUUAAGCAUUACAAGGUGUUCAAUACAACAACAAAUGGCACAAAAAUCGAGGAAGACGAGGUGCCUGACAUCACAGAUCCUUUCUUCCUUAUAGAAACGUUAUGUAUUAUUUGGUUUACAUUUGAACUAACCGUCAGGUUCCUCGCAUGUCCGAACAAAUUAAAUUUCUGCAGGGAUGUCAUGAAUGUUAUCGACAUAAUCGCCAUCAUUCCGUACUUUAUAACACUAGCGACUGUCGUUGCCGAAGAGGAGGAUACGUUAAAUCUUCCAAAAGCGCCAGUCAGUCCACAGGACAAGUCAUCGAAUCAGGCUAUGUCCUUGGCAAUAUUACGAGUGAUACGAUUAGUUCGAGUAUUUCGAAUAUUUAAGUUAUCUAGGCAUUCGAAGGGUUUACAAAUAUUAGGACGAACUCUGAAAGCCUCAAUGCGGGAAUUAGGUUUACUUAUAUUUUUCUUAUUUAUAGGCGUCGUACUCUUCUCAUCGGCGGUUUAUUUUGCGGAAGCUGGAAGCGAAAAUUCCUUCUUCAAGUCCAUACCCGAUGCAUUUUGGUGGGCGGUCGUUACCAUGACCACCGUUGGAUAUGGUGACAUGACACCCGUCGGCGUUUGGGGCAAGAUUGUGGGAUCACUGUGUGCCAUUGCUGGCGUGCUGACCAUCGCACUGCCGGUGCCGGUCAUCGUCAGCAAUUUCAACUACUUCUAUCACCGCGAAACGGAUCAGGAGGAGAUGCAGAGCCAGAACUUUAAUCACGUUACUAGUUGUCCAUAUUUGCCAGGUACAUUAGGUCAACACAUGAAGAAAUCAUCGUUGUCCGAGUCCUCAUCGGAUAUGAUGGAUUUGGACGAUGGUGUCGAGUCCACGCCGGGAUUGACAGACCCACAUCCUGGACGCAGUGCGGUGGCUCCAUUUUUGGGAGCGCAGCAGCAGUCGCAGCAGCAGCAGCAACCGCAGCAGCAAUCGCAGCAACCGGUGUCAUCCUCGCUGUCGAUGUCGAUUGACAAGCAGUUGCAGCAUCCCCUGCAGCAGCUGACGCAGACGCACCUCUACCAGCAUCAGCAACAGCAGCAACAGCAGCAGCAGCAGAACGGCUUUAAGCAGCAGCAGCAGCAACAGCAACAAAUGCAGCAGCAACAGUCCCACACACUAAACGCAAGCGCAGCGGCGGCAACGAGCGGCAGCGGCAGCAGCGGCCUCACCAUGAGGCACAAUAAUGCCCUGGCCGUUAGUAUCGAGACCGACGUUUGACUACUGGGUAAGUGUUGGAUAACGCCACUCGCUUGCUGCACAGACCCCCCACUCCCCGUCUCUGUCACACCGCUAUCUUUCACUAUCUCUAUCUUGCUCUGGCACACUCAUUUCUCCGACCCCCACAACCCCACCACCGAAACCCGUGCACCUUGAGCCGUAGAGCGUAACUAGGUUUAAGUGUUGCAAAAUGCCAAAUGCCAAAUUCUUAAGCGGGUCGUUCGCACUGGCCACAACAGAUGUAAAGCAAUGACCGAAAGUGUGUUUGCUACCAAGUGAGACAAUCUAUUUACUGCAUAUAUUGUUUGUUUAUUAUAUUUUUGCAAAAUGACCAACAAAUUAUUUCAAUGUUACAUAACUUACUGGAAGACGUUAGGUCUUCGGUUUUUGUUGACCAUCAUAUAAUGACUUCAAUUUGAAUUUGUACUAAAGGCUCCGUCUUCGUUCUCCCAUGAGAAAUCUUCAAUAACCCUUAAACACGGUUUUAACAUUUUAGAACAAACACUUUUUUUAUGUGCAGUGCGAACGUCCCGAUCCAUUUAAUUGAACCGAAAUGAAUUACGAUUUGAUUAGAACAUAACUUUUUCUCUCUUUUCUCUCCACGUGGCGCGCUCUUCUACCUACGCGAUACAUAUGUUUGCCUAUGUUUACGUAUAAACCUAAUCCUAAACCUAAACCUUUGCCUACGUCUCGAUCCCUAUGUAUGUAUUACCGUAUGUAUGAUGUAUAUGAUGUAUGUUUUACGUAAAACGUAAAACUAGUGCAAAAGACGUUGCGUGGUAUAAAUUUGGCCUUGACAGGAGUUACGUUGGAUGCCAGAAACGACUACAAAAGCUGUUUAUAUUUAAUUUAAGUAGAACAAAUAACAACAACAAAUUUAAUAUAUUGCUAAAUUAAAUUAAAUCUAAAUCUAAACCUAAAUUUAAACUUAAAUUAAUUUAAUUAAAUUAUACAUUUAAAGAUAAACAUCACAAAACCAAAAAACCAAAAACAAAUCCAAUCCACAACAGAAAAAGAGCAGAACUUGAAUGAGUAAGGGAGUACUAAUAAAUACGAGUAGUAUGGCAUAACCAAAAAAAAGAUUGACAAAUAACAAUGAUAAACGGAAAGAGAUACAUAAAAGCAACAGCAUAAACAUCGAAGCAGUGAGGGCAGAUUUCAAAUCAAACUUUUAACAACCGAAAGCCAAUAACAACGCGAUCAAACUGCAGCUGCCAACGGAAACUGUAAAUAAUGCAAUAAAUCUCUAAGGUGACAUGCUAUUAUUUUAGCACUCAUAUAGAGGAACGGUCGAAUGAUCCGAGUGAUGAGCAAGUCCGUGUGGAGGGAUGUCCUUUUAACAGCUGAAAAAACUGAAAAACUAAACCCAAAAAGCAGAUUAACGACUCACACUCAGUCACUGAAACACACACUACAAGAAAGUAUAGUAAAACUGCCGUAAUAUUUAACGUAAACCCGAAAACAACAACUUGUAUAGUCAUCAAAACAAAAAAAGAGGCAAUAUCUGCUUUUAAAUGUGACAGGAAAUACUAUCGUGUAACUAACUUAGACACUAACCAUCUAACUGAACUACUUAAUAACUGAACUAACCAACUAAGAAAUACACACACAUACAUAUAUGUGAUAGAUGUACUAUGUGUAUAACCUAAACAAUAUCGUUCGUGGCAUUACUCAAGUCCCUUUGUUUUUUGACUAAAGCUUAGGAGAAAUCUGUACCACCACCUAUUGCCCACCCACCCCACCACUUACCACUUACCACUUACCACCACCCACCAAACCUCUCACCUCCACUGACUAACUGAACCCAUAUCAGCUAUGUCUUCUGCUUCGAUCCCCCCGAAUUAAAUCGAAAUAAAAAGUACAAAUAUUCAACUAAAGGCAAAAGCAAAAGCGAAAGCGAACAAAAUAAGGUAAAUCAUACGAGUGCUGCAGAGCCAGAGCUUCAAGGAAUGGCGAAACGACUGCAAUUAACUACAAGACCGAACAUUAGUCAAACUUCCAACGGGUUGCUCGUAUCCCCAGUCAGAGAUCCGCUCAAUCACAAUAAACCCACAAGCAACAAAAAUGGCGACAAGAGAUACAAAAAACAGAAAACGCUCUUAUGAUUUUUGUAAUGAAAGCUAACUAUACCACAUAACGAUAAACGAGAAACAACUUAAACCAAAAAAGCUAAAGGUAAAAGAUUAACUUAAAGAUGGGGCUCUCCAGCAAUGAUUUCUUUGACUGAAUUGCAGGGGUUGGUCGGUACACAGUCCCACCCGAAAAAAUAAAACACUGAACACCUUUCACUUUCAAAUAGCAAAAGGUAGUUAAACAACAAAAACAAAAAAAAAGAAAUCGUUAGCUGAACUAUGCGAAUUCAACUUUUGCAUUAAGUGUAUAGUAAAUGAGAAACUACACAAUAUAUAUAAUAUGAAAGUAUAUAUUUAUGUGUGUGUAUGUGAAUACCAAACUGCAUAGAUGAAUAUAUUUAUACAUACGAGUAUAUAGGAAGCCUGUAUAUAAGGGAGGUUGCUCUUGCCGAUGUAAAUUGAUGGAUAGCAAUGGCAACGAGAUACCGAUCAUUCAAGUGUACAUUUUAAAAAGCUUUGAGAACCGUCCACGCACACACACACACACACUACACGCGCACUCACACACACACACAUAGAUAUAAGCAGGCGAAGUCAAUGGUCAGGGGCGUAGAGUACAAGGGGCUUCGGCGAAACCAGUGCCAACUAAAGAUCCGGAGGAGCAGAGCAGAGCAAGUGCCUUAAGGAACAUUGUGCGCUGGCCAACUCGACCCCCUUUGCCUCAGCCGUUGAUCAGAGGGCCACGCCCCACGCCCCCCUUUUAUUAACACCCGCCACCACCCCCCCAACCCCUAGCAAUUCAGUAGGACAGCUGAAAGCGAACAAUAAAGCUACGUUUCCAGGACGCCACAGUGGAGGCCAGAUAUAAAGGGCCAAACCAUACGAUGUGCAUUCGACACUGUGUAAAUAAUCGCUUCCCCAACCCGAAGAAAAUGAGCUGUUCCCACUGUGGCUGCUAACUGCUGUAAAUACUCUCCAGUCAAAACUGCAUCUUGCAAAUGCUAUUUUGUACAAUAAAUAAAACAUGAACAAACGCCUAACGAUAAACCCAAUAAAACCAAAGAGUAUAAGUAAUAAAUGAAUAAAACUAAUGAAUAACACAUUCAAAUGUCAGUUAAUUUUACUGUACUUAGUCUCUAUAUCUGUAAGAAAACAAAGAUCUACGACACAUACGAGUAUAAGCAUUAAAGAAGAUGAAAAUAUUGGUCCAGACGAAGACGAUGAAACUUGCAAAACACCAAAAUAAUGAGGAAUGGGGAUUGAGGAGAGGGAAAUGAAGCAUAACGAAAAGAAAACCGCUUACCUAAGAUUAGAUUUUAUGUUUUAGAUCGGUCGGAGGAGGUGAUUUUAGCUUCAUAGAUUCAAUAUACCAGAUAGCAGAUAAAAGAUACAAAAGAAAAAACUAAACCAGAUAGCAGAUACAAAGAGCCGAGUGUAAAGUAAGGUUGUUUUUUUUUCCUAGCCUUAAUCUAGACAAAUGAAUAAAUUUAGCAAACAUAACUGUAAAUGAGUCUAAGAAUUACCGAUGUAUAGCAAAAUUUAGAAUUUUAUUUUAAUUUUAUUAUUACGAUUAUACGUUCAUAUUUUGUCCUACA